Messenger RNA from Gymnodraco acuticeps, 1147 nucleotides. RefSeq names its product sodium bicarbonate cotransporter 3-like. Lineage: Eukaryota; Metazoa; Chordata; Actinopteri; Perciformes; Bathydraconidae. Gene Ontology annotation, cellular component: basolateral plasma membrane; plasma membrane; apical plasma membrane. Gene Ontology annotation, molecular function: sodium:bicarbonate symporter activity; monoatomic anion transmembrane transporter activity; solute:inorganic anion antiporter activity. Gene Ontology annotation, biological process: monoatomic anion transport; bicarbonate transport; regulation of intracellular pH. The record is from RefSeq and is a predicted model, not a curated record.
UACAGCUGGAGUUGAUACAUUGCAGGCGUUCUCAAAGUGUUGUGUAGAAACGUUUAGAGAGGAAGGUAACGGCCAACUCGGAUUAUUCAUCUCCUCCCACAGGAGAGGGACUUUUAACAUCUGUAUUUCUGGACAUGGAGGCAGAUAACAGCGAGCAGAUGAGACCCCUCCUCACAUCUGGAAUCGAUGAGGAGGCGGUGCUGGACCAGGGGAAUACCAGCUCCACCCUCUACACCAACUUUGAGAAGGAAGAACUGGAGAGUCACAGAGCCGUGUACGUGGGCGUCCAUGUUCCUCUGGGGCGAGAGAGUCGCCGGCGGCACCGUCACCGAGGACACCGACAUCACCGGAAACGCAGGGACCGCUCCGACGGGCAAGAGUCGCCAUCAAACGACACGCCGUCCCAGAGGGUGCAGUUCAUCCUGGGGACGGAGGACGGAGACGAGGAGCACAUUCCCCACGACCUGUUCACCGAACUGGACGAGAUCACCUUCAGAGACGGAGACUUCCAGGAGUGGAAGGAGACAGCCAGGUGGCUGAAGUUCGAGGAGGACGUGGAGGCCGGGGGCGAGCGCUGGAGUAAACCCUACGUGGCGACGCUGUCUCUCCACAGCCUGUUCGAGCUGCGCUCCUGCAUCCUGCACGGCACCGUGCUGCUGGACAUGAGGGCGGGCGGCAUCGAGGAGAUCGCAGACAUGGUGAUUGACAGCAUGCUGGCGUCGGGUCAGCUGGAGGAGGCGGUCAGGGAGAAGGUGAAGGAGACCAUGAUGCGGCGCCACCACCAUCAGAGUGAGAAGAAGCUGAGCAACCGCAUCCCGCUGGUCCGCUCCUUCGCCGACAUCGGAAAGAAACACUCCGACACUCAUCUGCUGGAGCGAAACGGUCUGCUGGCGUCUCCUCACUCGGCUCCAGGAAACCUCGACAGCAAGAACAGCGAGAGUCGCCUCAACGGAGGAAACAGCCGGGAGAACAGCACCGACUUCAGCAGGGUGGACAUGAACUUCAUGAAGAAGAUCCCCCCCGGAGCAGAGGCCUCCAACGUGCUGGUGGGGGAGGUGGACUUCUUGCAGAGACCCAUCAUCGCCUUCAUCCGGCUCGCCCCCGCCAUGCUGCUCAGCGGCCUCACGGAGGUGCCGGUGCCCACCAG